Molecule: messenger RNA, 69 nt
Organism: Knipowitschia caucasica
Lineage: Eukaryota; Metazoa; Chordata; Actinopteri; Gobiiformes; Gobiidae
Source: the annotation of a GenBank genome assembly
AGAUUUCCAUCAUUUUUCAAACCCAUCCUUGCACUUUUUGUUCACUUCCUCAUUUACAUCUACUUUUGA